UGAGGCCAGGCUAUCCUGUGUUUCCUCAUUUUGUCUGUCCACUUGGGAGCCCAGCCCUGAAGAGAAAGGCUGACCAGAGGAGCCUGCUAUGGCACCUCAGGCUCUCCUGAGUACCCUGGUGGGAUCUGCACUCUCAGGCCUUUCCCUUGUUCCUGACCUGACAUUGUCCUUCAUUCUGGAAUGGCUUUGGAGAGUUUUAUUGUUUUGUUUUCCACUCAAAUACGAAGAAGUCACCCUUUUGGUGACUGUAGGUGUGUGAUAGGUGCCUCUAUCUCCUGAUUCCUCUCUUUUGGACAUUCCUGACUCGGGAAAGAAUCUUUACCUUUGGCUGGUACUACAGUCAGUAGGAAUAGAAAAUUUUGUCUCUUCCAGGAUGGGACAAGAGAGACCUUGGGGAGAAGGUUUGCAUGGAUGAAAAUCAGCAGUCUACUUGAGAAAGAAAAGAGUUCACAGGUGGCUAAGGGAAGGCACUGGAAAUUUGCAUUUCUCAUUUUUUUUUAAUUAUUUUUACUUUGUUGCUUUGAGAAUGUUUUUCUUGGAGAUCCAAAGCUGCCAAGGGACAGGAACUUUGUGCUACCUCCUCCAUUUGGUGCUGACGGGGUGGGAGGGCCUGCUUAGUGUAGACUUGUUUUGGUGGCUUGGCUUGGCUGCUGUUCUGAAAGCAGGGGGCUCAGGUGUGUUGAAUGCUCAGGGUGAUUCUCACUCUCCUGCCUUCCCCUCGUGUGGCAGUUGCAUCCUUUACUAGGAGUUGUGAGGGAAAUGGAAGCUAGGAAUGAGCCACUCCUCUCAGGUCUCAGGGUUGGUAGUGUGACCCUUUGUGACCUGCAAAAAUGCCUGAUGGAAACUAGAGCAAGCCCAGGAAGCCCUUGCCUGGGGGAACUCUGGGAUGAAGCUAGGGACUCCUUCCACCCUCUUGAGCCUCAUGUUCCUUGUCUCACAGAACAGCCUAGACGUCACCGUAGCGUAGUCUGUGUCAGGAAGUGCUAGACAAAUGCCUAUUUUGUCCAUCCUUUUAAGUCUGGGUCUCUUCUCUUUGUUGAUUUUGUGCCCUUUCUCCCCAGACAGACUCCUUCAGGAAGAACCUCUUUUCUUUUUCCAAGUGGCAGUUCCUUCGGUUUCUAGAAAGACUUUCCAGCCAAGCUGGUACUUGAGGGGCCUUUCAAAAGCACCAGCUGAAGCCCAGGGGUUUGAGGUGACAGUCUCAGACCACAACGUCUUGGGGAUGGCUGGUUCAUUUUGCCUCUUUGCCACGCCAUGUUGGGUGCGGCCCACACAGCCUGGUAGGUCCCAGCUUUCCUGGUAGUUUGCUCUCGUUUGGCACUCAAACACCUGAGCAUCAUCAGGAGGGCUCCUAGGUACCAUCAUCUGGCUGUGCUAUUUUCUGAUGCCAUUCAGACCCUUGCCUCUCAGAAGCCCUGAACAGAUGAGGCAGAGGGUAGCUCUGCCAUCAUUCCUGGGCCAGGAAUAAGUAGACAAGCCGUUUGGCAGUUCUGGAUCCUCCAUGCCUGCUCACCCAACUGUUUUCUAAGCCCCUCAAGCAAGACAACAGCUGUCAGUAAGCGCUCAGACAGGAUGUGUACAGUAUAUCUGUUUCAAGCAUAAUCCUCAACUGCAAAAGCUCAUCCCUGCUGUUAGGGAGGUGCUGGGCUGAGGUUCCUGGGCCUCUUUUCUAAUGCUAAAUGCUCCCUGGAAACAAGUAUUCGACGUUUAAAGCACAAAACAAAUGUGGGUGGGGAAAGUGGGUGCUGUGUAACCUUGGUUGAUCUUGGGCUUGAGUGAUUUUCCUGCCUCUACCUCCAGAAUGCUAGGAUUUACUUGCCUGCGCCAUAAUGCCCAAUUGGGCUUACUGCGUUUGUCCUGGAAUUCAUUAGGACACAUUAAAGAGUGUUUUGAGUUAAAAAUGAACUGAACGAAGGCUGCUUGUUGAAGGAGCCCAGCAAUGGUGUCUAGAUUUGAUCCCAGAGUCUACUGGCUCCCUCACUUUUUAAAACAAAGAAAUGGUUGGCCCAUAUGGCUCUAAGAACUAUGAUGGUGGAAAUCUUAGCCUAAUUGGUGCUCUAUAAACACGUUUGAAUAACUACGUGCUUGUGGCCUAGUUUGUACUGAGUAGUCUGAGCUGAUGAUCACUGUGGUUCGCUUGGCUCCUCCGCAGGUGGAGCUCGUACACCUGCGCUCACACCUGCAGGGUGGAGACAACGCGCCCGCACGCUGCGGGCUGGUGCUUCGGCUCAAUGGAGUCUGGGCUCUGUGCAGCCAGGAGGCGGGACCUCCAUGGCUAGCCAAUGAGGAGCCUGCUUGUGGAGGGUGGGGCCUGCCAUCCAGCCGCGGGAGCAGUGGAGGGGCAGCUGAGACAACGCUGGCUCACGUCUCUGUACGUUCUGUCCCGAGGCUAUUUGCCCCGGACGGUCGUCCGAGUCUGUUGCGUGUGGGCAAAAAGGACCGUCGGUAGGGAAUAUCGCAGCGGCAACUCUGAGACGAGGCAGGAUCGCGCGCAGCCAUGACCGAGGCGGCCGCUGCUCCGGACUGGCAUAUGGGGACUGACCUCCAACAACAGGCCCAGAUCCAGUCUGCGGAGAUCUCCCUUUUAGCCAUCCUGGCUGCUGUUCAGGUGGUGGAGAAGAAAACAGAGUCCCAAGCUGUCCAUCUUCAAAGCCUGGAAAUACGAACAGGGUCAGCUGAGAAGAGGCUGGCUGACUUUGAGAAGACAGCCAUGGAGCUCAGCAGCCAGCUGGAGGGCAAGUGGGCCGUGCUGGGGACCCUGCUGCAGGAGUACGGGCUGCUGCAGCGGCGGCUGGAGAACCUGGAGAACCAGAUGCAAACCCGGAACUCCUGGGUCCUGAGGCUGCCCGCUAGCAGCAAGGAUGAAGCCCCCAAGGUUUCUAUAACUACUGAAGAGGUGGCUGAGUGUUUCCCUGAGCAACAGGAAGGCAGCCCAGAAGACUGGCAGAAAGAGCUCUGCAAGGACGUAGCAAAAGAGAGCCGUGAGGUGCUGGGUGCUCUGGAACCAGGCCAGCUGGAAUCACCCCCCAGUGUUCUCCCCUGGAUCAAGCAAGAGGAAGAGGCACAUGAGAAGAGUCUGCGAGAGACAACCAGUGCCUAUCUGUGCUCAGAAACCUGGCUAGCUAACAAGAAAAGGAUCCUGGAGGGAGAGUCCGUGCUACCAGACCCAGUGUGGGCAACUGAAGGGAGCUCCAGCAAGGAGGACUUCGAGAGGAGAACCUGUGGGGACCUGCUCCCCGUUUCCAGAGAGAGAGAGGUGGCCUCCCUCCCCCGAGGCUCUCAGAGUCAGCCUGUGCCAGCUACUGAGGGCACUGAGAAUGGCCAGGACUUCGUUGUCAAAGAGCUCAGCACUCAGCUUGUGCACCCACACCAUGGAUCUUCGCCCUUUGCCAGUCUCCAGUGCCCCCAGAAUGCCACACAGCAGGUCACUCUCACCAGGAACCGUCGUGCAUCCACAGCCCAGCGUGCCUACACCUGUGUCCAGUGUGGCAAGAGCUUCGUCCACCAGUCAACACUUACCACGCACUACCGCACACACACAGGGGAGAAGCCUUAUAAAUGCGCUGAGUGUGAAAAGCGGUUUGGCCGCCUGUCCACACUGCUGGAGCACCAGCGCACCCACACGGGAGAACGGCCCUUCCCGUGUGCACAGUGUGGCCGUCGUUUUGGGCGCCUGUCCACACUGGUGGAACAUCGGCGCACACACACGGGUGAGAAACCAUUUCCAUGCACCCAAUGUGACAAGCGUUUCACACGCCUGGCCAAUUUGACAGUGCACCAGAGUGUGCACUCUGGUGAGCAUGCUUUCCAGUGCACCCAGUGUGGCUCCUGCUUCACGCACAAACCUAGUUUCCUACGGCACCUGCGCAGCCACUCUCAGGAGAAGCGUUUUACCUGCGGCCAGUGUGGCAAGAGCUUCACCUGUCGCUCCUGGCUGGUGCGCCACCAGGGCAGUCAUGCCCGCUCAGCCUCCUCUGCUUAUGUGGCUGGUGAGAAGAGCUCACCAAGCUUUGAGUCACCUACAAGUCUCCUUAAGGGUGCAGCUAGGGGAAAGUUUUCCAGUGACCCUUCUAUCCCCCCCAGAUCCAAGGACACUAAGGCCUAUGGCAGAGGUCAGCAGCUCAGCGACCAUGGUCAGGAAGGUCUGGUGGGAUCUCUGCAUAGCUGUCUGUCUGUAAAAAUGGAGAAUGCAGGGUAGCACCCAGAGAAUCCCUAAUGAGGCAACAUAGGGCUUCUGGGUCCCCUUGAACUCAAGCUGCUUCUCCCAAGGGACACUUCUUGGGUCAGAUGUGUGGUACCUGCCAUAUGUAGGCUUCCCAGGGGAUGGUUCUCUCCCAUGGACUGCAGGUGCUAAGUGCCCCUGAGAUUCUUGCUGCAGGGAAGGUUCCUCUCCCGAAAUGUUGCAGAAACAGAGGUGAAGGAAGAAUGAAGCAUGAGUCUAUCUGCCGUCAGCAGCAGAGGCCCUGACUCUGGCUCCCUGAUAUCACUGUCUCAGCAGUUCAGGCAGCAGCGUGGGCUUUUCACCCAGCAAGGGUUGCUGACGAGUUAGGAUUGCUACAAUUUUGAAAAGUUGAGUUGUUCUGCUUCCAUCUGAGCAACUCUAUUCAAAACUAGUUUCCAAGAGUUCCAGAGGGCAGGGCUGGGAAUGUGACUUAUCAUUGUUCAUCUGGCAUGCAUGAUGGAACCAUGGUUCAGUCCACACUUCAAGUUAAACUGGCUGUGAGGGCACCUACCUGUGAUCUAGCAUUCCUGUUUAUGCUGAAGGGUCAGAAGUUCAAGGUCGCGUCCCUGUUUAAAGAAACAAAAUAUCCCUUAGGAGUUCAAGGACAGAGUUGGCAAAUACCCCACAUCUCGCCAGUGGCCCCAUGUUUUAGAAUAAAUGCAUGUGUGUUCCCGAGGGCUCCUUCUGGAGGGGAACUGUGUCGUUGUCUCCACUUUGGAAGAAUGUGGCUAAAAGACCUGUGCUGCUCGCUAUCUCUCUGGUCUUUGUCUACAUCUGGGGGUAGUUUUCACAUAUUCACUUAAAACCUAUAAAUAAAUAUUUAGGAAGAACUGUAAA
Molecule: messenger RNA, 5059 nt
Organism: Alexandromys fortis (reed vole)
Lineage: Eukaryota; Metazoa; Chordata; Mammalia; Rodentia; Cricetidae
Product: zinc finger protein 282-like
Exons: 5
Coding region: 2498-4198 (566 amino acids)
Biological process (GO): regulation of transcription by RNA polymerase II
Molecular function (GO): RNA polymerase II cis-regulatory region sequence-specific DNA binding; DNA-binding transcription factor activity
Source: RefSeq, a predicted model, not a curated record